GCCCGGUCCCGCCGCCCCCGCCAUGCCGCCCGCCCGCUCCCCGUACCUCCCGCCCUGGUGGGCGGCAUGGCUGCACGGGCUGCCCCACCGCGACCUCCGCCUCCAGCCCGUCCCCAGCACCUUCCGACCGCGGGACCCCGACUACCAGCAGUCGCUGCUGUUCCUGGGCUUGGUGGCCGCCGUCUGCCUCGGCCUCAACCUCCUCUUCCUCACCGUUUACCUGAUCUGUUUGUGCUGCUGCAAGAGGGACCGGGACCCCGAGGUCAAGCGGCCCCACUCCUGCUGUGUCACCUGGAUGGCUGUCACCGCCGGGCUCAUCUGCUGCAUGGCCGUCGGGAUUGGCUUCUAUGGGAACAGUGAGACCAACGAUGGGGUCUACCAACUGCUCUAUGCCCUGGACCAUGCCAACCACACCCUGACUGGCAUCGACUCACUGGUGGCCGGCACCACUCUGCAGAUGCAGGUGGGCUUGGAGCAGCACCUGGGGCGGCUGAACGAGCUCCUGGCUGCCCGGGGGGAUUACCUGCAGACCCUCAAGUUCAUGCAGCAGUUGGCAGGCAGCAUUGUCCUGCAGCUCUCGGGGCUGCCAGCCUGGCAAGGGACCAGCACCGACCUCACCGCGCUGGCCAACCGCGUCGCCUACGUGGAGCAUUACCGGUGGUUGUCUUAUCUCCUCUUCUUCCUCCUCGUCCUCACUGUUUGCCUCCUGGCCUGCCUGGGGCUGGCCAAGCGCUCCCGCUGCCUCCUCACCACGAUGCUGUGCUGUGGGCUGCUCACCCUCAUCCUCAGCUGGGCCUCCAUGGCCGUGGACACGGCGGCAGCAGUGGGCACCAGCGACUUCUGCGUGGCCCCGGAUAAAUUCAUCAUGAACCAGACAGACAGUGAGAUCAGCGUGGAGGUGCUUCACUAUUACCUGUAUUGUGAGCAGACCCUGAGCAACCCCUUCCAGCAGGUCCUCACCGUCUUCCAGCGCUCCCUCACCACCAUGCAGAUCCAGAUCCAGGGCCUGAUACAGUUUGCACUGCCCCUCUUCCCCACAGCCGAGAAAGACCUGCUGGGGGUCCAGCAGCUCCUCAACUCCUCAGAGACCAGUCUGCACCAGCUCACGGCCAUGCUGGACUGCCGGGGGCUGCACAAGGACUACCUGGAUGCCCUCAUUGGCAUCUGCUAUGAUGGGGUGGAGGGUUUGCUCUACCUGGUCCUCUUCUCCCUGCUGGUGGCCGCCUGCUUCUCUGCCAUCAUCUGUGCCACCCCACGAGCCUGGAAGCACUUGGCUGGCAGGGACCAGGACUAUGAUGAUAUGGAUGAGGAAGAUCCCUUCAACCCCCAGGCCCGUCGCAUCGCCAUCCCCCACCCAGCCCGGGGGCAGCUCCGCAGCUUCUGCAGCUACAGCAGCAGCCUGGGCAGCCAGAGCAGCCUGCACCCCCCUGCACAGACCAUCUCCAACGCCCCCGUCUCCGAGUACAUGAACCAAGCAGUGCUCUUCGGUGGGAACCCCCGCUACGAGAACGUCCCCCUGAUCGGCAGAGCCUCUCCUCCCCCCACGUACUCCCCGAGCAUGAGAGCCACCUACCUGUCUGUCACCGAUGAGCACCUCAGGCCCCACGGCACCCAGUGCCCCGCGUAAGGCGCCGGCCCCGGGCAGCUCACCCCAGGAGGAAAAGCCACCGGUGUUUCCAUCCCGGAAACCAAAGACACAUCUGGAAAAGCCGUGGUGGGAAGGACAAGCCCCACACACCUCCUCACACCCCCCCAGGGACAGCUCCUGCUCUGCCUCACCUUUCCCUGCCUUAUGGCUGACAGCGACUCCGGACCCCAACCCCACCCGGCAGCACCAGGACCAGGACCAGAGAUGUCCCACUCCGUGUCCCCUGCCAUGGCUUCUCCUCUGCCAUGGCUUCUCCUCUGCCAUGGCUUCUCCUCUGCCCACCCGGGGAUGCUGGACAUGGGGGACAGGACCCUCCUCAGAUCCCUCUGCCCCACGCUGCCCCCAGCCCCAUGAGGAGGGGUCUGCAGCUCCAUGGCUGCCGUAGCCAUGAACCAACCCCCGGGGACCCCAGACCCUGCCGCUGGCUUUGUCACCCCUGAGGGGGACAGCCCUGCCAGGGCUCCCCUGUUCCCCCUCGCUGUCCCCACCUUGGGCUGUAGGGUUAGGGAGGGUUUGGCCAUUUUCCCUUUGCUUCCCUCCCGGGUUUUAGGGGCUCUCUGCAAGGCAGAGCUGUGGUUCGGUUCUGUCCCGGCACGGUGUGUGAUGGUGGAAGGUUUGGGGAUGGGUUUUGGGCUCGUUUUGGUGAUUGAUCUCUCCGGGCUGGCACCCCCCUCCUGCAGGACAGCCCUGGGGGGGACACGAAUCCCAGGGAAGGGGCUCGGGGGCUGCCUGGGUGUCCCUGGAGCCAGACGAAGCCUUUUCCUCCCUGACUGCAAUGAGCAGACACCUCCUGGCUUGUUGGGGGGUUCCCCAUCCUCCAACCCCACUUCUGAUAACCAAACCAGGGGGGGACACCCUGCAGCCAUCCGGGGGGCUGUAAUAAUGAUAAUAAUAAUGAUAAUAAUAAUGAUAACCCCUGCAGACCCCUAACGCCCUCAGUCCCUGUUCCCAGCAUCGGUUGUUGGAAACGUCAGGGGAUUUUUAUAUUAAUUUUUUUUUCUUGUAUGGGUUUGUUGUUUUGUUUUGGGGUUUUUUUUUUUGGCUUUUAACGUUUGGAUGUAACAGUAGGAGAGCUGGUGUGCCCCACAUGUGAUCAAACCCCAGGGCUCAGCCUGGGACCAGGGCUCCAGCCUGGUUUGUACGGGGAAAAGACAAUAAAUCACUUUAUACUAAACUU
Molecule: messenger RNA, 2825 nt
Organism: Calypte anna (Anna's hummingbird)
Lineage: Eukaryota; Metazoa; Chordata; Aves; Apodiformes; Trochilidae
Gene: TTYH2
Product: tweety family member 2
Exons: 14
Coding region: 23-1627 (534 amino acids)
Cellular component (GO): plasma membrane
Molecular function (GO): volume-sensitive chloride channel activity; intracellularly calcium-gated chloride channel activity
Source: RefSeq, a predicted model, not a curated record